UACGUAGUGCGCUUGCGCAAAUGGUUUUGAAGGCCUGUGGUUACUAGCCAUCGUGCUAAUCCAACAUACGGGACGUUACAAAGAGUUUCCUCAUUAAUAACCUUCUGAGAGCUGUUUUCUUCCUUUUGUACGCCACCUAAUUCUAGGUUGGUCCAAUUCACAUCCAGAAUGUCAUUCCCCCCACAUUUAAACCGGCCGCUGUUGCCCCCUCCUGGGAUGCCCCCUCAGUUUGCUGGCUUCUCCUCAGGAGCUCCAAUGAUCCCAGUCCAUGUCGGCAUCAUGACCCCCACUUCGGUUAUGGUGCCGUCUGUGCAAGUAAUCAGUAAGCCGCCGAUCCAUAAGAAGGAAAUACUGCGAGCCAAAGAAAGCGACGAGAACAGUGGGCCCACCACUACAGUGUUUGUGGGGAACAUAUCAGAAAAAGCGUCAGACAUGCUGAUCAGACAGCUGCUCGCGAAAUGUGGAAUUGUUCUGAGCUGGAAGAGAGUCCAAGGAGCCUCUGGCAAGCUUCAAGCCUUUGGGUUUUGUGAGUACAAGGAGCCAGAGUCCACGUUGCGAGCACUGCGGCUGCUUCACGACCUGCAGAUUGGAGACAAAAAUCUAUUGGUGAAGGUGGAUGCCAAGACUAAAGCUCAGCUGGACGAGUGGAAGGCCAAGAAGAAGACUGCGAAUGGGAAUAAGAAGGCUGAAGAUGGAGGAGAUGACGAGGAAGAGGUGCUAGAUGAGGAGACGAAGAAGAGGGAUCAGAUUAUCAAAGGUGCUAUCGACGGAUUGAUGCGGGAAUAUGCUGCCGACCUCAACGCGCCUUCGCAGGAUGAAGAGUCCCAGCGACGAAAAAGAAAAAAGGAGAAAAAAGAAGAGGAUGACAUUAACACUAUUGAUAUGGAGGAGGACAAGAGAGACCUGAUUUCCAGAGAAAUUAGUAAAUUUCGAGACACCCACAAGAAACUAGAAGAAGAGAAGGACAAGAGGGAGAAGGAGCGACUGGAGUUUGAGCGGGAACGCAGGGAGCGGGAAAAAGAACGAGAGCGAGAAAGAGAGCGGCGGGACCGCGAGAGGGAGAAGGAGCGAGAGAGGGAACGGGAGAGGGAAAGAGAGCGUGAACGGGAGCGAGACAGAGACAAAGACCGCGACCGCAGGACCAGAGAAAGAGAGCGGGAGAGAGACUGGGAGAGGGACAGAAGCCGCGACAGGAGCCCCGAGCGCAGCCGAUCCAGAGAGGUGAGUCGAGACCGAGACAGGGAGAAGAAACGAGACCAGGAAGAUGAAGAGGAGGCGUAUGAACGCAGGAAGCUGGAGAGGAAACUGAGAGACAAGGAAGCAGCCUAUCAGGAGCGACUAAAAAACUGGGAGCUCAGGGAGAGGAAGAAGGCACGAGAUUACGCCAAGGAUGCCGAGAGGGAGGAUGAGCGCAGACGAGAAAUGGUGAAAGAGGGCAAACGGUUGAAAGAGUUUCUUGAAGACUACGAUGAUGACAGAGAUGACCCCAAGUACUACAGGGGCAGUGCGCUGCAGAAGCGUCUCAGAGACCGAGAGAAGGAGAUGGAGGCGGACGAGCGUGACAGGAAGAGAGAGAAGGAGGAGCUGGAGGAGAUCAGACAGAGGCUGUUAGACGAGGGACAUCCAAACCCAGACGCAGAGCUACGCAGGAUGGAGGAGGAAGAGGAGGAGCGUCUGAGACAACCUCCCAUCAUCCAGGAGCCAGAGCCCGAGGAGAAACGGGAACGCCACAGGGGUUCACGAGAGCACCGGGAACGCCGGCAGGAACCGGAAAGAGUAGAACCCCGCGCACGGCCCGCCCACUCAGACGACGAGGUGGAGGAGGGCGAGGAGGAUGAAUUUGACGAUGAUGAAGAUAACCCUGAUGUAAAACCGUGCUUGAAGCCCACAAUGCGGCCCAUCACAGCAGCGCCCUCAGUGUCGUCGGCCAGUGGCAACGCGUCCCCCAACACGCCCGGGGACGAGUCGCCCUGUGGCAUCAUCAUCCCCCACGAGAACUCGCCCCCUGAGGCCCUGCCGCAGGAGGAAAACCGGCCAAAGAUCGGCCUCAGUCUCAAACUGGCAGGUGCCACAGGAAGCCCCAGUCAACCCAUCACAGGCAAGAGGAAGAAGCUACCCGUGGACAGCGUCUUCGACAAGUUCGAUGACGAAGAGGCAGAUGAACAGCCUCGCAAGAGGAAGCUGGUGCCCCUGGAUUACGAUGACGACAAGAGCCUCGGGGUGGACGGGGCUGGGCUCUCCAGCAUAAAGGGGGCCAACACGGAGGAGAAACGCAAACACAUCAAGAGCCUGAUAGAAAAGAUUCCCACAGCAAAGCCUGAGCUGUUCUCCUACCCGCUGGACUGGUCUAUGGUGGACACGACGUUAAUGGAGCGACGUGUCCGGCCCUGGAUCAAUAAAAAGAUUAUUGAGUACAUUGGAGAGGAAGAGGCGACAUUAGUGGACUUUGUCUGCUCCAAGGUGAUGGCUCACAGUAUGCCACAGAGUAUCUUGGAUGAUGUUGCUAUGGUUCUUGAUGAAGAGGCUGAAGUGUUCAUAGUGAAGAUGUGGAGGCUACUCAUCUAUGAAACUGAAGCAAAGAAGAUUGGACUGGUGAAAUAAGCAAAAACAACCAGUGAAUGAAGAUCAACUGUUUUCUUUUCAUACAUUGUGUAUAAUAGUGUAGUGAAAUUAUGUCACCCCAAACAAAGCGACAUGUCCGUUACAGACUGCAACUGCAGAUUCUGCUCAUUCUUACAUCUGCACCAGUUGUUCAGGUCAUGUCAUUUUUUUUUUGUCCGACUCCCCUCUGUUUGCAGGUGCUGACUGUGUCGGUGUGCUUUCGUGUAAAUACAGUCUGUCAUGAUUUGACCAUGAUGAAAUCAGUGUGAGAGGAAACUGCUGACAGGACCAUUGUUGCGUUACCAGCUAAGGUCUCUUGGUCCUACUCUUACUUUAUAAACAUACCACCUCACACUUUGUGGGAAGAGUAGUCUUUAUUUGAAGUCUCUAAUGUGUGAAAUCUGGCCACUGAUUGUGGGUUAAGUGGACUUUAGAGUGUGCAUAACUACAAGGAUGUGAUCUUUUUUACAGGGUUAUUUAUUCAGGGUUUUUGACACAACUUCAAUUUGUUUCUGUGGAUUUUUCAGACUUUGUCUUUAUUUUUCCUUAUCACAUUCCUGACAAAUGUUGGCAUAUUCUCAUCCUCAGACCAUCUCAAAAAGCACCUAGUUAUCGUUUUGAAAUGUGUCUACUGACUAAACCCACAGAAUAUAUUUUGGAUGGUGACAUCCCUGCAGCUGUAAAAGCACACGCGUCAUAACCACUAUAAGAAAAUGAGCUCAGAACAGGGGGAAAAUGAUGUGAAGUUGUGAGGAUGCGCUCCAUUUGUUUUUGUAUUGGUGAACAUUUGAAUAAAAUUGAUUUUUUUUUU
Messenger RNA from Epinephelus fuscoguttatus (brown-marbled grouper), 3412 nucleotides. It is a transcript of the gene rbm25b, whose product is annotated as RNA binding motif protein 25b. The record is from RefSeq and is a predicted model, not a curated record. The coding region runs from base 169 to 2601 and encodes 810 amino acids. Gene Ontology annotation, cellular component: spliceosomal complex. Gene Ontology annotation, biological process: regulation of alternative mRNA splicing, via spliceosome; mRNA processing. NCBI's taxonomy places the organism in Eukaryota, Metazoa, Chordata, Actinopteri, Perciformes, Serranidae. Gene Ontology annotation, molecular function: mRNA binding. The transcript is spliced from 17 exons.